This is a messenger RNA of Capsella rubella, 264 nucleotides long. RefSeq lists its product as uncharacterized. The transcript is spliced from 2 exons. NCBI's taxonomy places the organism in Eukaryota, Viridiplantae, Streptophyta, Magnoliopsida, Brassicales, Brassicaceae. Bases 1 to 153 code for a protein of 50 amino acids. The record is from RefSeq and is a predicted model, not a curated record.
AUGAAAGGAAACUUGUGGUUCAUUGUUUUGUUUUUGGUUCUGUCUUUGGCCAUUUUUUCUUGUGCAGCUUUAACUCCACCAUACGAAAUCCGCAAGCUUUUGAAUAUAAAAACACCACCUAGUGGUUCAAGACCCGCACCUCAAUUUCAUUAGCUACAAGGAAAGAACUUCUUUCAAAGAAAGAGCACUAGAAUUUAGCCCUGGGCACGAAGCGAAUAUUCGGAAAAUUUGUGAUAUUUGUGAUUCGCUUCGCCUCGACUGAAU